GGGAAUUGUGUUCCGAAAAAUUGGGAAUAAUUCAUCUCCCAGCUAAAACUCAUACUGAAAAGAUUAAACGGACAUUAACAGCGAGGUUCCGUGUAUUGUUUAUGUGCACUUCUAUAUCUUUUCGGUAGGAACAGCAAAACAUGGCCGAAGAAUCGGAAUUCAAACACAUAGUAAAUACUAGAAGAGAAGCAGAUACUUCUGAAGACUGUCUAUUAUCACAUAAUGGGUUCGUAGACGAUAUAAACAUCGAAAUAGUGAAGUUUGAGCCGUGUGAUGAACAUCCUUUGGAAGACAUCCGCCAGCAAGAUCACGCUGCUUCUAAAGUUAUUGUGCCCAGUAUUAGCACGGAUGAGAUAGAAAUUGGGGAAGUCAAAAUAGAGCCUUUCGAUGUAUACAGUGAUCCCAAUCAUAUUUCUGAUAAUUGGAGGGAUACCGGAAUCGAGGAAAGUGUUGUAUCAAGUAAUAACAAGCCCCAGAACCAGUGUGAUAGCUCAUACGACGUAGUACCAAAAGCAUUACUCCACGCGGAAAGAUCGUCACCAAGUUCAUUUGUAGAACCUAGUUUAGCCCACGGACAGGUAAAAAUUGAUUCGAAUGAUUUGGUACUGCACUUGUCGUCAAAAUAUUCAUCGCCGGACCCGUCGAGCCUAGCUGCACAAAUGACAAUUCAAAAAGGUUCGGCAAUUAUUGCUUUGGAUAGGCAAUCUCUCCAGGACCCAUUGUGUGUGCCUGAACAAACGACAAUUCGAAAAGAUUCGGCGAUUGUGCCACUGACGAUGCCGAAACAAGUUGAAGAAGCGACCGCAAUGCAUGCACCGAUUGGGCAUGCUUACGCUUGCAAUAAAUGUGACAAAUCAUUUAAUAGCUUAGAACUCUUAUCAAAACAUAUUAGGACUCAUGUUCAACUAUGGCGGUGUGACAUAUGUAACAAAUCGCUUAGAAGCGAGUACUAUUUGGCCAAGCACAAAUCAAAGUUACAUGGAUGCGGCUCAACAAUACUGGAUGAAGUAGCAGAAGGCCGAGCACGAAGCGUGCAGCUUACCAUGUCCAGAGCUAACAUAAACGGACAUACAAACGAUGAGUGCGUGGCAAGUGGAAAAGUGAUUUUAUGUAAAAAUACAAAUAUAAAGGUUUUUCUCUUUCGAUGUGAAAACUGUAACGAAUCUUUCGAAACAAAAUUAAGUCUUGAAAAGCACAUUGAAUCGCAACACCAAUCCAAACAAGAAGAAACAUUUCACUGGUAUUCGAAGGUGAAUUCAAAAAGUAUACCCAUUGGUGAGAAGAGCCAUGCUUCUGAACAACCAAACGAUUGCAAGCAAAGUUGUCCAAUAAGUCUUUUAAAGCAGCCUGUUGAAAUACACGCGCCAGAUGGCCCACCCUUUCGGUGUGAAAAAUGUGCCGCAUACAAUAAUAAAAAUAUGAAUAUAUUUUUCAGAACAAAACUUAGUCUUGAAGAGCACAAUACGUUGCAUCAUGCAAUUGACGAACAUGCGCUAGAUGGCCCACCCUUUCGGUGUAAAAUAUGCAACAAAUCAUAUAAACAUAUAAUCACACUUAAAACCCACAAUGCAUUGUAUCAUCCAUUAAAAGGUUCUGAAAAAUCCUACACUUGCAUUGAAUGCGAUGAAUCCUUUGACAACAUUGUACAAUUAAAAAAUCACAGAAAGUAUCAUAUUUGGAUAUCGUGCCCACAGUGUAAAAAAAUGGUAAAAUCUGCUACCCUCAAAGCUCAUUUGAAACACACACAUGCACCGGACGACAAACGCUUUCGUUGUGAUUUGUGUUGCAAAGAGUAUAAAAAUUAUGGUGGACUGAAAUGGCACAUUACUUUGAAGCACGAAGAAAAUGAAGACACAGAAUCACAGAAAAAAUCCUAUGUCUGUGAGCAGUGUAAUAAAGCGUUCCAUCACAAGGCUUUGUGGCAACAGCACCGGCGAAGUCAUAUUCAACAGCUGUGUCACAUAUGUGGGAAAAUGAUGGGAAUCACCGUGAUACAAAUGCAUAUAGAAAAUCAUCUAGUGGAACCGUUAGGUGGUUUCAAAUGUGAGCUGUGUGAUAGACGGUAUACUCAAAAAUGUACUUUGCAGCAGCAUAUUGCUACGAUGCAUCGACCAGCUAAUAAGAAAACACAAUGUUUCCGUUGCAAUAAGUGUGAAAAAUCUUAUACAAGCCGGAAACAAUUGUUGGAUCACCGGAGAAAUCAUAAUUUUAAAAAAUGUUCUGUAUGUGAAAAGGAUGUGACAGUUUAUACUUUUAAAAAUCAUAUGAGAAAACAUGAAGUACUUGUAAACUUAUAAUUAGUAACCAUUCCGAAUACAACCUUUCUUAAUUUGUGUAGAUAAUA
Messenger RNA from Anopheles coustani, 2344 nucleotides. RefSeq names its product zinc finger protein 808-like. Gene Ontology annotation, cellular component: nucleus. Gene Ontology annotation, molecular function: DNA-binding transcription factor activity, RNA polymerase II-specific; RNA polymerase II transcription regulatory region sequence-specific DNA binding. Gene Ontology annotation, biological process: regulation of transcription by RNA polymerase II. The record is from RefSeq and is a predicted model, not a curated record. Bases 141 to 2297 code for a protein of 718 amino acids. Lineage: Eukaryota; Metazoa; Arthropoda; Insecta; Diptera; Culicidae. The transcript has 4 exons.